Molecule: messenger RNA, 4703 nt
Organism: Limanda limanda (common dab)
Lineage: Eukaryota; Metazoa; Chordata; Actinopteri; Pleuronectiformes; Pleuronectidae
Gene: glis1b
Product: zinc finger protein GLIS1
Exons: 10
Coding region: 1-2967 (988 amino acids)
Biological process (GO): regulation of transcription by RNA polymerase II
Cellular component (GO): nucleus
Molecular function (GO): RNA polymerase II cis-regulatory region sequence-specific DNA binding; DNA-binding transcription factor activity, RNA polymerase II-specific
Source: RefSeq, a predicted model, not a curated record
AUGCAGAACUCCUCAGCGCGGGUCGGGAUGGUGAGCCACUGUCAGCCGCCGGUGUUCGCGGACUUCCCCUGCGUGGCGCUGUCCGCGUACGGCGGCCGGGCGGCUCUCAUGAACUGCUCCGGCCAGAAGCGACUCAGCGGGUCCGAGCAGAGAGCGCAUCUGGCGGCCAAAACCCCGCGGUCGUGCUUCUCUCUCCCGCCCAUGCAAGUGAAUGGUGCCUACUGCUCGGAGAAAGAUGUAGACGCUGAGCUGGGUGACGCUGUGGACACCCUGAUGCGAUGUGGGCAGAGCCUGCCACUCUCGGCGGGGGGUCAUUUAGGGGGGCUAUACCCCCAGAGCCUCCACUGUGACAGAGCUACCCCCGACCUCCUCCUGCAGGACGGCCCUCACCAGGACGCCAGAUCCUCCUCUGCUUUCCAGACGACCCUGUCAGGGGCCUCACCUGGCCUCGGCUGCGGCAGUGCCAGUGCGACUCGCUCCUCUCUCCCUUACAUAAUCAAACAGGAGAACUCAAUGGGCUAUAAAAUCUCCGGCACAGGGUCGAGAGUCAAUAGCACGUCCCAGGCCGUGUUUCAAAACUGUAGAGUAGGACAAGGUUUGGGGGUGCCAAGGGACAUGACAGUUGGACCUCCGCAUGUUAGCAACAACGGUAGCGGCGUAUGUGCAGCAGGCGGUGUUGGUGGUGCUGCGUCAAGAGACGCAGUUCAAUCGUUUAAUAAUGAAGAUGGCUCCUCCCCGCUGGCUUUGUCUCCAACUGGCUCCCGUCAUUCAGCGCGGCAGCUCAGUGCGAACACUCUGAAGAGACACUGCCUGUCCCUGGCUGCGCAGUCUACCGCUGCUGCUGGCACGGGCAGUGUUGGCGCCACUAGUUCCCCAUCAGGUUCUGGCGCUGAUUCCGAGGAGAUCAAUAUCACCGCCAUCAUCUGCUCCUCCUCCCAGAUGUCGAUGGUGGCUUGCAUCAACGGGUUACGUUCUAACCUUUCAUCCAGCCACACCAGAAGUGCCGGCUUCUCCUCCUCUUCCUCCUCCUCUUCUACGUCCCCACCCUCUAACUCCUGCUCACAGGAAGCCCUCCAGAGGCCCCCACCUCGAGGCAGCCCCCAGCAACCCAGGGUACACGAGAGCUGUCAUCUGUCAUCACCUGCCACCUGCCUGCUGUCCCUGUCCGCCUCCUCCUCCACAUCCUCCUCUUCGGUGUCAUCAGAGGAGCCCGACCAGGGCCAGGGGCUACGCCAGGGGCUGUGUGAGGAGCCGGGCUCCAUGCUGCAGGGGCGUGGGGCUGGAGGAGCAGCCGGGGGAGGCGUGGGAGGCUCGGACGGGCUGGGGCUACUGAUGAGUGGGGCCCUGAUGUCUGGGACAUUGCAUUCAGGGCCUGAAGCUGGGCUCCUCCUGGACGGAGGCCAACGAUCUGGGGCUGCCCUCAAACAGGAGCCCCUCGAUGAUUUCUCUCCUAGUGAAGACGAACUCUUUCAGCACCACUAUCACCAUCAUUUGAGUGGUCGCAGUGGACACCUCCGUCACCCCCACCACCCCCCUCGACCUGCCAUGCCUCCGCCCUACCACCUGCACCAGUACGUGGGGCCCAGCCCUGGGGGCCUGCUGCACAACCUGAGCCAGCAAACCGCACCGGCCUCCUCUCUGGGACACAAGCAGACCUCCGGAGGAGCUCCUGGAUCUCACACAGCCGUAGAGCAGGAAGAGGCCAUUGGAGGAGUGCUGGGUGAUAAGCAGGUCUGUCGCUGGAUUGACUGCAGCGCUGCGUACGAGCAGCAGGAGGAGCUGGUGAGGCAUAUUGAGAAGGUGCACAUCGACCAGCGCAAAGGUGAAGACUUCACCUGUUUCUGGGCGGGUUGCAUUCGCCGCUACAAGCCCUUUAAUGCGCGCUACAAGCUGCUCAUUCACAUGAGGGUCCACUCCGGAGAGAAACCCAACAAGUGUAUGUUCGAGGGCUGUAACAAAGCGUUCUCACGUCUGGAGAACCUGAAGAUCCACCUGCGGAGCCACACAGGAGAGAAGCCGUACCUGUGCCAGCACCCCGGCUGCCAGAAAGCUUUCAGCAACUCCAGCGACCGCGCCAAGCAUCAGCGCACUCACCUGGACACGAAACCGUAUGCGUGUCAGAUCCCCGGCUGCACCAAACGUUACACAGAUCCCAGCUCGCUACGCAAACAUGUCAAAAUCCACUCGGCCAAAGAGCAACAGGUGCGUAGGAAGCUUCGGCCCUGCCCUCACCUGGAGCAGGACGUCCUGAGUGAGUGUUUGUCCAUGCAGCACCUUCAGAGCUCCACCUCCUCGCAGCACCUCUACAACGGCAAAGAUGGUCGUUCUCCAGGACUGGGCCAAGAUAUCUUCACAGGCCUGUACACUGGCUCCAGCACCCCCCAUCACAGCACCUCGGUGGAGCUCCUCUCCCCUAACCCCAACCCCAUCUCUGCCACCGACCUGCCCUCCAGACAACACCGGCUAGACCGCGACCUCGGCAGCCCUCAUCAGCUGACUGCUAUGGACGGCACGAGAGACGGGGUGUCGGGCCCCCUCCUGUCUCCUGGGAUGAAGGGAACAGGCACGCCUCCUCCUCCUCCACCACCGCAGCCUCCGCCUCUGGACAAACAGCAUGUCCACCCUCACCAAAAGCCCUACUCUCACUAUCACCAUCAUCAGUCUGCUAAUGACGAAUACCAAGGCAGCUUUCAGAGCUGCUUCCAUUUUGGAGACUCCUACAGGAUGGAGCAGACGGUCGGUGGUGUCCACGUCCCCGGAGAUUCUCACGCCUACACUUCCCAUCAGCACAAUGGCUUCCACAUGUCAACCAGCACUGCCGGCUCUUCGGGAUUCAACUUGACCCAGGAGCUGCAGGGCAACGCAGGGUGCCAGUACACGUCCAGCCCAGAGGAGAGCAUUUUCUUCCAGGUUGGCAGCUUCGACCGCAGCCUGAGCCACAUGUCAUCCAUCUACACAGAGACAUAGAGCAGCAGUGGAGCAGGACACGCUUCACCACUCACACUUUACCAGGAUGCAGUCCGACUCCUUCACAUGUGUCUUCACACACUCGGGACACUUCUCCUUUAGUUCCUGUUUUCUUCCAGGUCCCACAGACUUACUGCAGGUGUCAGAUGGAUGAUGAAACUGACCAAAUUAGAAUGACACUCAGUAGAGCACAUUCCGCCGCCAGGGCCCAACAGUCUUCUCAAAUUAAACCACACUGAAGGAUUUCAUCACACACUUGUAGAUAUCAGUUCCCUUAAUGUGCCUGGCUCUUCUUAUCAAACUUCAUAAAUUAUCAUUGUAAACGUUGAAAAACUCCCAAUCUUUCAUAUUCUUUACAGAUCUGCGCCUCCACAUCCUUCUACCAAGUUUCAUGGAAAUCUGUUCGGUUGUUUUUGUGUAAUGUAAGUCACAAUCAGACCAACCAACAAACAGACAGAGGGUAAAAACAUAAUCUCUUGAAGUCAGUUUAGGUUAUUUACGAAACACUAUGUGAACCCUUAAAACAAAACUGUCUCAUGUCAUGACCAGUAAAACUGAAAAGAGAUUCUUCCUGGUUGUAAAUAAACCAUUUUCAGGACGAAAGAAAACUAUUUAAAAGAAAAUAAACAAAGAUAUGAGGGACUCUCCACUGAUUUUACUCAUUCACAUCAGCUAAUUUAAUUCUCAAUACUAUAAAACAACUUCUGCUUUCUAAUGUCUGAGAAAAUAGUCCCAAUGAUGUCAUAGUGAGGUCAUGAGGGUUAUUUGGGAUUGAGCUGGAGACAGAUUUACAACAGAGAGCCUCUGUUAUGAACUCGGGAUGUGCAGGUUUUGAAUAUGAGUGUAUUUCACCUGCAGGGAGUUGUCUUCCUGCAGGGAUUCACUAUGUGAAUAUUGGGAUCAGGUAUUUCAGGUAGAAGUCAGGACGUCUCUCCUUUGUUGGAAUUGAUUUUGUCCUUCCUGUCUCUUGCAUCCCCCAAAACAUUAUGAAAGUUUCAUCAAUCACUCUGAGAGCUUUCAGGUCUGUCUUGUGAUCUGCAAUUUAAACAUACAGUUGGGAAACUGUUCGGUUGAAAAAAAAAAUGUAAUAUGUUAAAGGAAAAACUUUUAAAAUGAUUUGAUCAGUUUCUAGUUCAGAGGUUUUAUUGAUUUUAAACAAAUCAAAUGGAAGUCUCCUCUUUUAAGUAGUGGAAAAAUAUGACUUUUUAAAACAAUCAUAACAUAAGAGACAGAAACUUUCCCUCUGAGCUUCAGAACCACAUUUAUUGAUCAAGAACCCAUCAUGUACAGAUAGUGACUCGGUUUACGUUGGUGCAAUCACGUACACACUUACGUACAAAGUUCAAUCAGACAAAGCUUCCACGUUUCCUCGGCUUUGACAUGUCAACUACAGACGAUACAAAACUCCUGAACGGACGUUAAAUAAAAACGUCCUCUCCCUCCUCUCGUGUUUUCUCUCUCUCUCUCUCUCUCUCUGAACUACAUCUUUUGAUGUGUUCCAGACUGAGGUGUAGAGAAAAAUAUAUCAUUUUGCCGUGUGUUUGCUUUUCUUCUUCUCUUUUUGUUGUCAAGUGUUCUGUACUUUUGCAUUUACUUCCAGAGGAGGGGCUCAUUCAUUCUGCAAUACUGCAGGAAAAACAACAAACUCCUUCAUUACAUGUGUAUAAAAUGUACAGUUUGUUAACAACAAUCAUUUGAAUGUUUGUCAUUUCUCAGUUUAAGAUAUAAUAAAUGGU